Molecule: messenger RNA, 1210 nt
Organism: Cladocopium goreaui
Lineage: Eukaryota; Dinophyceae; Suessiales; Symbiodiniaceae
Source: the annotation of a GenBank genome assembly
ACUAACCUACUGUAUCCUUUCCACAGAAAUCAGCCAUGGAUAUGAACGCACCGCCGCCUCCUACCACACCCAAGAGAGCUCGCGCCUGCGCAACUCCAGCAGACUGGCAAGAGGAACUGAUGACGCUGCCAACUGGCCUCGCAGUUCCAACCUACUGGUGGCAUCCACCACAGGAGCAUUUGACACCAGUGAGCGAGCUGUCAAGCGCUGCAGUUCUUUGUUUGCACGGUGCUGGCGAUGUGGCACUUUGCUGGGCCCAAGUGGCUCGCAAGCUGCUGCGAGAUCAGCGAUUGGGAGGCAAUGCAAUUGUUUCUGCCGACCUUAGAGGGCAUGGUCGUGCCUGUUUCGGACACGAGCCGUUGGACGAAAGCCUGCGCCUUGAACGAUUGCUCCCAGACAUGCUGGCGCUGGUCAAGUGCAUUAGCGAUCGCGUGGAGGGCGAAGGCCUGAUUCUCUGUGGCCACAGUUUGGGUGGCGCAGUGGCAGCCCGUGCUGCACAGGAAGCGCUCAAGAUGAAGCCGCCUCUGCCAGUGCGAACCGUGGUGCUUCUUGAAUCCGUUGAGGGUACAGCAACGGAAGGUUUGUCUCGCAGCAUUGCUUGGAUGCAGGCAAGGCCACAGAGCUUUGGGAGCUUGGAGGACGCCAUUGCAUGGUCCCUUUCAUCUGGGAUGCUGACGAAUCCUCAAUCAGCUCGAGAAAACGUUCCUCCACGUUUGGUGCAUCACGAAGAGGCAGAUGGCAAAGAGUCAUGGUCCUGGAGAACAGAUGUGUCCAAGGCGACUUCGUGCUUGUCACAUUGCUUUGAGGGUCUAAGUGAACUUUUCGUGGCUUUACCUUUGCCAAAGCUGCUGGUCGUUGGAGCAGUGGACCGUAUGGAUGCGACGUUAGAAGCAGCCCAUAUGCAAGGGCGCUUCAGACUAGACGUUGUACCUCAUCCUGGUCACUACAUUCACGAAGAUCGGCCUGAGGAAGUGGCAGAGGCAAUUGCCAAGUUCCUUUUGCAGCUCAAGCAGCAGGAGGCAGCAUAUGCAAAGAUCAUGGAAGGCCGUGCAUCUCCCUCUUCCUCUCGAUCGCCAAGCGCCAAUCCCAAGCGACAACGGGUGAGCUGACCAAUGCGGAAGGGAUAAGCCCGACUGAAGAACCCAUAGGUAAAUGGAUGCUUGAAUGAGUUUGUCCAGCAAUGGGGCGGGCCCCAAAAUUGUCAUGUGAC